GCGGGCAGCUGGCGGGGGGCCGCUUUGGCGCCGCCGGCAUGUCGUACCGCGCGGCGGACCGCAGUUUGGAGGAGGCGUCGAAGUUGGCCAUGGCGGAGCUGACGCAGCAGGCGAACUACGACGAGCAGCCCGGGCCAGGCAGAAAAGGCUUCGGCAAGGGCGAGGACGGAUCCAUGGACAGGCUGUUCGUCUCGAGGGUGCCCCAGUCUGUCAGCAAGGAGGACCUCCGGGCCUACUUCUCGCAGUUCGGGGAGCUCACGGACGUGUACCUGCCCGCGCCUCGGCGCCUUUCGGGGGGGCGUCGGCGAGGGCCCCGCGAUAUCUGGCAUUGGCAUGCUUUCGCUGGCUCGAGAAGACGACGGAGCUCCUCCUCCUCCUCCUCCUCCUCCUCCUCCU
Messenger RNA from Prorocentrum cordatum, 396 nucleotides. The record is from the annotation of a GenBank genome assembly. NCBI's taxonomy places the organism in Eukaryota, Dinophyceae, Prorocentrales, Prorocentraceae.